UGUACGUACAUGUAGAUCUAGACUACUCGUAGAAAACAGUCUGGAAAUAGGGUAAGCCCAAGGGAGUUAUGGACGCAGUGUUUAAUCAAGCUCCGUCUCUCAAAGCUCAGCUGAAAGAGGCAAGUGAUAUCAUCCGUUCUGGCAACAUUUUAGGAAUUGGUCCUAACGGAGAAGUGGAAGAGCUUUUAGUGAGAGGGAAUCUUUGUGCAGGCAAAAAGCUGCAUGGAACGCUUCUUGACAUCUCAACAAAGGAAUCUAAUAUUCUUGAGAAACUUGCAACUGACUGCAAUCAGCUGAGUCGUCUUGGCCACCCAAAUGUUGCUGCUUUCUUUGGGCUGUAUAUCCUAGACAAUGUUCACGAUUCAAGUAAGAGCCUUGUAUUGAUUCGAGAGUAUUCAAAAGGCACACUUACAAACCUUUUAGAAGCAAAUCCUCUCCUGCCUUUGUCAGUCAAAACUUCAAUUCUUUUAGAUGUAACGAAAGCCUUAGAUUACCUUCACAUGUCUAAGCCUGCUAUUGUACACUGCAAUCUUGCGUCAACCAAUGUGCUUAUUACUGAUUCAAUGCAAGCCAAAGUUGCGGACAUGGAAUGUGCCUGCUUCAACAAAAUUCAUCAAGUGAUAGAGAAACAGCAGUUGGCCUUUCUUCCUCCAGAAGCAAAUCAGCCUUUAUCGAGCUUUGAAGCAGCCUCCGAUAUGUUUUCCUUUGGACAUAUCGCUCUUCAUUCAGCAAUCCAUACCCCACCUGAUAUUUUAACGCAAGGAUUGACUGAAAUAGAAAAACGAGCUAAGUACAUUGCCCCUCUGAAAAAUGUUGACAAGAUACUAGGUGAUCUCAUUGUGAGCUGCUUACAAAUUUCGCCCAAAAAAAGACCAACUGCCAGUUCUGCCAUGAAAGAUUUAAGACAGCUGGAACAGAAACUAGCAUGCAAAGGCGACAAGUACCAUUCUUACAUGAAGAGAAUGACAAUGUAUGAAAUGAUUGGAAAUAUGAUGGAGGAUCAAGCAGAGAUUGAGUCAUUGGACAGUGGGCCAGAUCAAAUUGAUGACAUGCAACGAAGAGUUAAUUUCAACGUUUCACAGAUAAAGGGAGGUGUUCCAAAUGUUCUCCUCCUUCACGAAAUGGUCACUACAAUGGGAAUAAGAGGUAUCAAAAAACAACAGAAGUGGAUGGAGUACAAGUUUGAAAUAUCAGCUGCCGGAUUUUUACAGUAUUCUAAACUAAACGGUCAGGUUUUGAAAAGAGUAUCAAUGGAAGACAUCAUCUACAUCACUGCACACAGGAGACUUGGGGAUCUGGAUGUCUAUCCUUUCCAUGUCCGUUUCCGACCAAAUGACUGUUGGAUUCUAGGAGCACACAAUGAAGAAAUGCGUAAAUCAUGGAUGGAGGCAAUUUUACCUGGAUCAACGCACAAUCAGUGGUGCGAUUGUCCAUCAAAAUCUCUAAAACCUCAUCAACCACUCAAAAGAUCAGCUACUUCUCCUAUUCCCAUUCCCAUUCCCAUUCCCAUUCCUUGCACUGGCAAUGACCCAGGAUACAUCAAGUACAAUGAAAUCAAUGUCCCGGACAGUCAAGGGCCACCACCCGUUCCUGAACGACCAGCUGACAUAACAAAAGGAGCCGAUAAUCCGUACCUAAAAAUUUUGCCAUCAAGCACUGACAUAAAUGAGCGAAAUGAAGCUGUUGCAUCUUACACACUUGAACAAGUCCACUUGAUGAUCGAAAUGUUCGAGCAAAAUGUACAAGUGCAGCCGUUUUCACCACAAAGACAACCAGGUGAAACAAUUAGAAAAAGAACAUGUAGUGAAACUGACACCAAGGCAACUCAAGGUGUAGCUCUGAGAAACGAUUCUGUCAAUGUCAAUGAACAAUCAAACAAACAUCCAAGUAAAGGGCUCUACUUAAGUUAUGCAGCAAUAACGGAAGAAAUGGAUACUACUGCCACAGACGAACAAACAGCUUCCGAAGAAACAAAGCUGAUGGAAAAUACUAUCUCAUCCUCGAAACUGUGCAACCAAGACAAGCAGUCUUACAGCACUAAAAAAGGAUUUAGUCGUCAAAGUGCUGUAAGCUUCUCAACGACAAAAAAUCCAUUACCGGUAUUAGAAAACAUCAAAGAUGAAACAAAUUCUACUGAAACAAAAUCUACACUUCGGAGAAUUCUAAGGCAGCAGAGCUCUGAAGAGUUGCUGGAGGACAUUGAUAAGCCAGAGUGGUCUAAAGCUCAGCUUGAAGACAUAGAACACUCAACAGGAGAGCAUUCCCAUGACUCCUCACACAAAGCCCGUCAAAUUAACUCUCUUUCUAUUGCAUCCAAAGAUCUCCAUGAUUUUUCAAGCAUAGCUAUCGGUCAAUAUGGUGCUGUCUAUCGAGCAUCACUGAUUGAUCAUACUAGCACAUCGAAAACAGUGAUAGUGGCUGUGAAAACUAUACGGGAGCACUCACAAGAAGAGUGGAUUGAUCUUUUACAAACGGUUUCAAUAUUGAGAAAUCCCCACCAUCCUAAUAUUGCAGAAGUAUUUGGAGCUGUUCCCGAAAGUGAGUUUAUACUCUAUUUCCUUCAUCAACAUUUUUCUUUUGCCACAGAUAAUUGGAUUGUGAUGGAAUACACGGCUCUAGGUGACUUAAAAAGACAUCUUAUUUGCAAUAAAGUGGCGACAUUACACCUUAUCAAGUACAUGUGCGAUGUUGCAAUGGGAAUGCAUUACAUCAAAAUGCAAGGACUUGUGCACAAAAAUCUUGCUCUGAGGAAUGUUUUGAUAACAGAAGAUCACACUUGCAAGGUGGCUGAUCUUGGAAUGAGAAACAAAUCGUUCUCGGUCACCAGAUUUGACUUGGGACUUGAGGUUGAUCAAAGAAGGUGGAUGUCUCCUGAGAACCUCUACAGGGGGUUAUUUUCUGAAGCCUCUGAUGUUUGGUCAUUUGGGGUUGUACAAUGGGAGAUGUUUCAGCCCACAAGAGCGCCUUACUCUACGCUUAACAGCAGUCAAUUUCCCAAACACAUCAAUUCUGGACAUACUCUGGACAUUCCCGAUGUUUGUCCACAUAUUGUUGCAAAAAUAAUGAGAGCAUGCUGGAAUUGGAACGCAUCUAAGAGACCCAGUUUCAUGUACAUAGCCUCACUACUGAUGCAAAGAAGUCUUUGUGACAAGGACUGAGUUUCAACUUACAUUGUAUAUAAUAUACAUUGCACAAUAACUAUACACUUAUAUAUUAUAUACUUAUAUAUUAUGUAUGACAAAA
This is a messenger RNA of Halichondria panicea, 3243 nucleotides long. RefSeq lists its product as uncharacterized. Gene Ontology annotation, molecular function: transmembrane receptor protein tyrosine kinase activity; ATP binding. The coding region runs from base 69 to 3158 and encodes 1029 amino acids. The record is from RefSeq and is a predicted model, not a curated record. Gene Ontology annotation, biological process: protein phosphorylation; positive regulation of kinase activity; cell surface receptor protein tyrosine kinase signaling pathway. NCBI's taxonomy places the organism in Eukaryota, Metazoa, Porifera, Demospongiae, Suberitida, Halichondriidae. The transcript has 9 exons. Gene Ontology annotation, cellular component: signaling receptor complex; plasma membrane.